[Candida] anglica is the source of this 2409-nucleotide messenger RNA. The record is from the annotation of a GenBank genome assembly. Lineage: Eukaryota; Fungi; Ascomycota; Pichiomycetes; Serinales; Debaryomycetaceae.
UCCAAACCAAUGUUUAAAGAUACAGUGUUCAUCUCCAACCUCGCAGCUACUGCCAUCACAGGAAAGGAUGCCUGGAACAGGCCAACUCCACAGCCGAUUGGGAUCACGGUGUCGCUUGCCACCGAUUUCCAUAAUGCUUCUGUGACUGAUAAUUUGAAGUAUUCAUUGAAUUAUGCGGUGAUUUCUCGUAAUAUUUCCGAAUAUAUGAAACAAAAUGAACAUCAUAAUUUUAAAUCUCUUGCUAAUAUAGGAGAAUCUAUAAGUGAUUUAUUAUAUAAAACCAAUGCUAAACAUGAUAAUUUCCAGGCAAAGGUCAGUAUUAAAAGCACUAAAUCAGAAAUUAGAGCUAAUUCUGUUGAAUAUGUGCUCUCACGUGACAAGACCGGAGCUAAAUUGAUCGAUACUCCAGAUGAAUAUAUUGUUCAUGGAUUAAGAUUACUUACUAUCAUUGGGGUAUUUACAUUUGAAAGAUUACAACGUCAGAUUGUUGACGUUGACUUGUGUAUCAAAUUAAAACCUGAAGCUAAUUUAACCAUUCAUAAAAUCAUUGAUGAUGUUGUAUUAUAUGUUGAAAGUUCAAACUUUAAAACCGUGGAAACUUUGGUGAUGAAAAUAGGACAAUUGAUUCUUCAAAACCAUGGUGGAGAUGUCAUGAUUGAAACUGUAGAUGCCAAGGUCACCAAGCCAAAUGCCAUAACAUUCACUGACGGGGUUGGUGUCACAUCGAAAAUGAAUGAGAUAUCUUUCAAAGAUGUUAAGGAAAAAAUUGAUAUGUCUGCCUUAUCCAAUGCUUCUACCCUUAAUUCCAAUGAAUUUAAUUUACCAACCAGUGUUGAAGACUCAAAUUUUAAUAAAGAUUCCGAACAUGUAGCAUACAUUGCCUUUGGAUCAAACGAGGGGGAACAAGUGGAAAACAUUAACCGGGCAGUUGAACUUCUUGAAAGUGCUAAAAUUAAGGUUCUUGCAACCUCAUCACUUUACAUUUCUAAACCAAUGUACGUCAAGGAUCAAGCUGAUUUCUAUAAUGGAGUCUUCAAGGUAUCCUUUCUGAAUUUAAGUCCACAUGAUUUGUUGAAAACUCUUAAACAGAUUGAAUAUCAAGAAAUGAAUCGAGUUAAAGAAUUUACAAAUGGACCAAGAUCUAUUGAUUUAGAUAUCUUGUUAUAUGAUGACGUUGUUAUCAACUCCAAUGAUUUGAACAUUCCUCACAUUUCAAUGCUUGAAAGAUCCUUUGUUAUGCAACCACUUUGUGAAUUAGUUGUUCCUGAUCAACUUCAUCCAGUUAGUGCAGAGCCUUUACAUAAUCAUUUAAGGGAACUUUUGAAGAGUAAACCAAACGAUCAAAUUCAGGAAUCUGCAGAUUUACUACAAAUUGUACCGAUCCCAAGAAUCCCAGAUUCUAGUAACCCACUUAAAUUUGAUCAAGUGGAUCAUACUAGUAGUACUUUAAUUAUGGGGAUCCUUAACGUUACUCCUGAUUCAUUUAGUGAUGGGGGUAAAAACUUUGGAAAUCCAAUUGAAACCAUUUGUAGCAAUGCCUUACAAUUGAUUGAAUCUGGCGCUACCAUUAUUGAUAUUGGUGGUGUUUCAACAAGACCAGGAAGCGUUGAGCCAACUGAAGAGGAAGAAUUAGAGAGAUUAAUCCCAGUUGUUGAAGCAAUUCGUAGCUCUUCAAAUGAGUUGUUACUGAAUUGUAUAAUUUCUAUCGAUACUUAUAGAUCAGGAGUGGCAGAAAAAUGUCUUUUAGCAGGUGCUGAUAUUAUUAAUGAUGUAUCUAUGGGACUUUAUGAUGAUAAGAAAAUGUUUGAGAUUGUGUCUAAAUAUGGAUGUCCAUAUAUUAUGAAUCAUACCAGAGGUACCCCUCAAACCAUGUCCAAAUUAACCAACUACCAAUCCAAUACCAAUGAAGACAUCAUUGAAUAUGCUACUGAUCCAAGAAGAGAAUAUUCCGAAUCUAAUGAUUCUGCAGUGCAGAAUCUUACCCAUGGAAUUUCACGUGAAUUAGCCCUUCAAAUGUUGAAGGCAUUUGAUCAUGGGGUAAAGAAAUGGCAAAUUAUUUUAGAUCCUGGUAUUGGAUUUGCAAAGACUCUUUCUCAAAACUUAACCAUUAUCCGUCAUGCUUCAUUUUUCAAGAAAUAUGGUGUUUUAGUCAAUGAACGUGAUGAAAAUAAUCAUGUUAAGCACUCAUAUGUUUCAUUUAAUGGUAUUUCAUCACUUUUAGGUCCUUCAAGGAAGAAAUUUUUGGGAACUAUUUGUAAUGAGCCAGUAGCAAGUGAUCGUCUUGUUAGCACUGCUGCUUCUAUCAUGGCUUGUAUUGAACAAAACACAGAUAUUGUUAGAGUUCAUGAUGUUGCAGAAAUGAAGAAGGUAUGUCUUACUGGUGAUGCUAUCUACAAGGGCAAGUAUUAA